CCGCACCGCUCUGCUCCCGCCCGCUUCGCCGGGCCCCGCUGGCCGCGGAGAUGGGUGACAUGGAGUCCUACAAGGUGAUGCUGAAUGGGCCGGCACCCUGGGGCUUCAGGCUGCAGGGAGGGAAGGAUUUCAGCAUGCCGCUCUCCAUCUCCAGGCUGACUCUGGGUGGGAAGGCGGCCCAGGCUGGCGUGGGAGUGGGUGACUGGGUGCUGUACAUCGACGGGGAGAGCACCAGUGCCAUGACACACAUCGAGGCCCAGAACAGGAUCCGUGCCUGCGGGGACAGGCUCUGCCUCACCUUGAGCAGAGCCCAGAACCAGCUGGGGAAGCCACAGAAGGUGCUGAGCCUUGACAAGCAGCCCCCACAGCUGCUGGAGUCCCCCAGCACCCCUGUGUGUGACCCUGUGAAGCUGAGGAUGUUAGAGGACAUUGACGACUCAAAGCCCCACAGCUGGACCUCCCAGUCCCGUUCUUUCCGCAAACUGUCCCGGCUGGUGGGCACAGACAGCAUGGAGGAUGGUGAGGAUGAACUUGUUAAAAAGUCCAGGGAUGCCCGUGGGUCCAACUGGGGCACGGGGCAACAUCGGCAGCCCCCACAGCUGCUGGAGCCCCCCAGUGACACUGUGUGUGACCCUGUGAAGCUGCGGAUGUUAGAGGACAUUGAUGACUCAAAGCCCCACACCUGGACCUCCCAGUCCCGUUCCUUCCGCAAACUGGCCCGGCUGGUGGGCGCAAACAGCAUGGAUGAUGGUGAGGAAGAGCCCGUUCAAAAGCCCAGGGAUUCCCAUGGGUCCAGCUGGGGUACAGUGGAGCAGCGGCAGCCUCUGGAGCCCCCCAGUACCCCCGGGUGUGAUCCUGGGAAGUUGAGGAUGUUAGAGGACGCUGAGGGCUGGCAGCCCCGCACCGGGACCUCCCAGUCCCGCUCCUUCCGCAAACUGGCCCAGCUGACGGGCACAGAUGGCAUGGAGGAUGGUGAGGAUGAGAUUGUUAAAAAGCCAAGGGAUGCCCAUGGGUCCAGCUGGGGCACGGUGGAGCAGCGACAGCCCCCGCAGCCUCUGGAGCCCCCCAGCACCCCCGGGUGUAACCCUGGGAAGCUGCGACUGAUAGAGGACGCUGAGGACUGGCAGCCCCGCACUGGGACCUCCCAGUCCCGCACCUUCCGCAAACUGGCCCAGCUGACGGGCACAGACAGCAGCAUGGAGGAUCAUGAUGAUGUGUUUGUUAGGAAGCCCAGCCAGGUCUCCGUGCCGGACCCAUCCCCAGGAGCAACGAUGAAGACUGAGCCAGGACUGGCCCCCAGGACCCCCAGUGCCACCCCCAGCCCCACCAGCCGCCCACCCUGGGCUGUGGACCCCUCGUUUGCCGAGCGCUACGCCCCGGACAAGACGAGCACGGUGGUGAGCAAGCACAGCCAGCCGGCCACGCCCACCCCCAUGCAGAACCGCAGCUCCAUCGUGCAGGCAGCCCAGCAAGCCCCCGAGGGGCCUGGCCGCACCCCCCUGUGCUACAAGUGCAACAAGGUCAUCAGGGGACGGUACCUCGUGGCGCUGGGACAUUAUUACCACCCCGAGGAGUUCACCUGCUGCCAGUGCAGGAAGAUGCUGGAUGAGGGCGGCUUCUUUGAGGAGAAAGGCUCCAUCUUCUGCCCCAAGUGCUACGACACGCGCUACGCACCCAGCUGCGCCAAGUGCAAGAAGAAGAUCACUGGGGAGGUGAUGCACGCACUGAAGAUGACCUGGCACGUGCAGUGCUUCACCUGCAAUGCCUGCAAAACUCCCAUCCGCAACCGAGCCUUCUACAUGGAGGAGGGACAGCCCUACUGUGAGAGAGACUAUGAGAAGAUGUUUGGCACCAAGUGCCGCGGCUGUGACUUCAAGAUCGAUGCUGGGGACCGGUUCCUGGAGGCGCUGGGGUUCAGCUGGCACGACACUUGCUUUGUCUGUGCGAUCUGCCAGACCAACCUGGAAGGGAAGACAUUCUAUUCCAAGAAGGACAAGCCGCUGUGCAAGAGCCACGCUUUCUCCCACGUGUGAAGGGUGGGAAUUCAGCUGUGCCCACACAUGCCCCUGGCCCUGCAUGCUCCUCUCCCCUUGCCCUGCUCGCCCCAGGGAGCCAGGCUGGGCCCUUGGCCCUUUCUCUUGCUCCUGCCUCUUUCCCGGCAGCUCCUGGCUCAACUCCAGACAGAUACAGUGAUGGGUGCAGAGCCCCUUAUAGCUGGGUGGCUUCUUAAAUGCUUCUCAGCUGGCCCUAGGAGCCCUGGGAAGGGGAUGCUGCAUGGAUCUCCUGCCCCUGAGCCAUGCAGCAUGGUGAGAACAACCAUGCUGAGGCUGGAAUUGGAGGGGGUCUGCCACAGCCGGGCUGCUCCCUUGCUGCCUGGCAGCUCAGUGCUGGGGCAGGGAUACUCCUUACACAUCCCUGAGUGGGUGAGGACCAGCUCCUGUCUCACUCUUCCCCCACCUUCCCUGCUGUGUGCUUGGGGCUGGAGACCUGGUCCUGCUCCCCUGCUGGGCCCAUGACAAUCCACCAGCCACCCGUCAAACUGCUGCGGUGGCUUCCUGCCCCAGUUGCAUUCCAGGCGUGCCUGUGCCUCAUGCCCCCCACCCUGCUGCUCCCCUGGGGCUGGCAGCACCCCCAGCCCAGCAUGGCCCAGCUGUGGGCUGGCAGCGUGUGCUGAUGGCCAGCCCAGCUAGACAGCUGCUCCUGCAAGGCUUGGGCACAGCUUCCUACCAAAGAGCUCUCUGCCACUGCCAUCCCGGGGCCAUCGAUGCCUCCCCCUAACCCACACCCUCCGGUCGGGCUGCAAUGAUGUAGCCACGGUGCUUUUAGUGCCUUUAAUAAACACAUCUCUGCAAGUGC
Molecule: messenger RNA, 2856 nt
Organism: Sturnus vulgaris (Common starling)
Lineage: Eukaryota; Metazoa; Chordata; Aves; Passeriformes; Sturnidae
Source: RefSeq, a predicted model, not a curated record